GUGAAAAGAGAGUGCAUCUUGUUUUUUGUUUUUAUAAAUAUAUAUAUAUUUCAUUUAUUAUUAUUUUUAUUUCAAUAAUUUACCUUAAUGCCUCGAGACAGUCAUUUAAAAAAGAUCUUGGGAAGCUCUACGUACAAUACUGUUGCAAGCAGUAAUGUGUUGCUUAUUGGUGCAGGUGGAAUUGGUUGUGAAGUACUCAAGAAUCUGGUUUUGAUGGGGUUCAAGAAUAUAUCGGUGGUAGAUUUGGAUACGAUUGAAAUAUCAAAUCUUAACCGUCAAUUCCUUUUUCAAAAAGAACAUGUUGGACAACCAAAAGCUCAUGUGGCAAGAGAAGCAGUGCUUAAAUUUCAGCCCAAAGCCAAUAUCACAUCCCACCACGCCAAUAUCAAAGACUCUCAAUUUGGAAUUGAAUGGUUCAAACAAUUCUCUUUUGUAUUGAACGCUCUUGACAACCUUGAUGCAAGAUACUAUGUCAAUAAAAUGUGCUUGGCUGCAGAAAUACCAUUAGUAGAAUCAGGAACAUCUGGGUACAAAGGACAGUCCUAUAUCAUCAAAAAGGGUGUUACAGAGUGCUUUAGCUGCAGUCCCAAACCAACUCCAACUACAUAUCCUGUAUGUACUAUUCGUAGUACUCCAAAUGCACCUAUACACUGCAUUGUCUGGGCAAAGAAUUUUCUCUUCUGUCAGUUGUUUGGUGAUGCUGAAUUAAGUGAUGCAAUCAAAGAGGACGCUUCUGAUGACAAUGGUAAAUAUUAUUUAUCUGAAUUGAAGAGAGAGGCUAAUGAUUUAAAAGAAAUCAAAAAUGCCAUGGGAACAGAGGAAUACACUAGAUUAGUAUUCACAAAGGUAUUCACAACUGAUAUUCAACGAUUAUUGGAUGCAAAUAUCUCUCGAGGAGGAAGAAAGCCUCCUUGUCCGUUAGAUUAUGAAACGCUUGAUAAACAAGCCAAAGAUCCAAAACAAACAGUUGAAAAUGAAGAUGGCCAGGAAACACUGGCAGACCGAAAAGUCUGGUCUCUUCCUGAAUGUUUCCAUGUAUUUAAAGAGAGUGCAAAUAAUCUUGCCUUGCAGUUGAUCGCUCAACAAGCAAACGAUCCCAAUGCUAUGCUUUCUUUUGAUAAAGACGAUGAUGUCGCUAUGGACUUUGUCACUUCAGCCUCAAAUUUACGAGCUUAUGUAUUUGAUAUCGAACAAAAGUGUUUAUUUGACGUCAAAUCCAUGGCAGGAAAUAUCAUUCCAGCAAUUGCUACCACAAAUGCGAUUAUCGGUGGUGAAGUAGUCAUGAAUGCUUACCGUAUCCUCAACAAUAAAAUUGAAAAAUCAAAGCGAAACUAUGUGGAUACACAAGUAGCCAAUGGUAGCGCUUUUAUGAAUGAAGAAAUAAGCAAACCAAACCCUGAAUGCGAUGUUUGCAAAUCCAAAAAUGUGCCAAUCCAAGUCAGCAAAGAAAGCGCAACUUUGGGAGAUAUAAUUGAUUCGAUUAUAUUGAAGCCAGUAGAAGACGGGGGCGUAGGUUUUGAUGAAGAAUUCCUGAUUAUGGACGGAAACAAGCUUAUUUACGAUCCCGACUAUGAUGAUAACAAGAAUUUGCUAUUGAAAGAGCUUGGUAUUCAAGAUAGCAGCAUAUUACGAGUUUCUCCUGAUGAAGGACAACCUCUUGAUCUUAUAGUUCAAUUUAUGUGA
Molecule: messenger RNA, 1683 nt
Organism: Phycomyces blakesleeanus NRRL 1555(-)
Lineage: Eukaryota; Fungi; Mucoromycota; Mucoromycetes; Mucorales; Phycomycetaceae
Exons: 12
Coding region: 88-1683 (531 amino acids)
Biological process (GO): protein sumoylation
Cellular component (GO): SUMO activating enzyme complex; cytoplasm
Molecular function (GO): SUMO activating enzyme activity
Source: RefSeq, a predicted model, not a curated record